UCUUUUCCCUACCAGUACCAGGUCACACGAUUUCUUAAGAAAGAAGAAGAAGAAGGCUUGAAAUGAAAACAGCUCAAGGAAGAAGAUGAAGAUUGAAUUAGGGAAGAAGAUCAAGUUGCCCCUGUUUCCCACCACUGUGAAAUCCUCUCAAAAUACUCUCUCUCACUCAAGUGGGUCUCAUCUUGCUUACGGUCCUACUGUCUCUUCCACUAACUAGGUCAUAAACCCACAUCUUCUUCUUUUCUAAUUUAUUAUUGUUUUCAUUCUUCAUCAUCUUCAUACCAAUAAAAGGUCAAUCUUUCUCUCUCUUCACGCAACCCACAUAAAAACCCUAUUUGAUUAUUCUUUAGGGCAGUGACAAAGACACUAUUCUUCUUUACCUAUUCAAUUGCAUGAUCUGAAUCUUUUUCUUCUUCUUCAUGCUUGGUUCUGGGCAAUGGAAGAGAUUACCCUCUUUUAGCAUUCAAAGCUUUAUCUUAUUACUAAAACCAGAAUGAAGAACCUGCUAAAGAAGCUACACAUCAUGUCCAAUCAAUCUGAAGACUCAUCAGACGGGCCCAGUUCAUCAAGAAACAAUAGGUUGACUGACGCUUCAUUGACUGAAAGGCUUCCUCAAUCAAAUCCAGAAAACAACAACAAACCCUUAUCUGCAAUUUCUGGAUGGUUGAAUUCUGUCACAAAUAGAAAGAGCCCAAGUCCUCCAUCGUCUUCCAAUUUCAAGAAAGUAGAACAGUCUGAUUCCCCUACCGCUUUAGAUCCUCCUGCCAUGGAUUCUGGAUCUAAUAACACCAGGGAUCCUGAUAUUGAAGAAGAGUAUCAAAUUCAGCUGGCGAUUGAGCUUAGUGCAAGGGAAGAUCCUGAAGCUGCACAGAUUGAAGCUGUUAAACAGUUUAGUUUGGGAUCUUGUUCUUCAGAGAAUACACUGGCUGAGGUUCUUGCUUAUCGAUAUUGGAAUUACAAUGCUCUGGGCUACGACGAAAAGGUCUUGGACGGUUUCUACGACGUUUAUGGUGUCUUGACAGAAUUGAAUUCAUCUUCUUCAAAGAUGCCAUCACUUGUUGAUCUUCAAGUAGCUCCAAUUUCAGAUAGUAUAAGCUGGGAAGCAGUUCUUGUGAACAGGGCCGGGGAUGCAAAUUUAGUGAAACUCGAAGGUGAAGCUAUGGAAUUGAUUUCGCUUUCGAGGUUAGAGGAUUCGAAUAACUUCGGUGAUCUUGCUAGAAAACUGGCUGUUUUUGUUUCGGAUUAUAUGGGUGGUCCGGUUGGUGAUCCUGCUAAUUUGUUGAGAGCUUGGAGAGAUCUUAGUUAUAAUCUUAAGGUUACUAUUGGUAGUAUGGUUUUGCCUCUCGGUUCGGUUACAAUUGGAUUGGCCCGUCAUCGAGCAUUGCUCUUCAAGGUUUUGGCAGAUAAUGUGGGGAUUCCUUGUCGAUUAGUCAAAGGACAACAAUAUACUGGCUCUGAUGAUGUCGCGAUGAACUUCAUAAAGACUGAUGAUGGAAGGGAGUACAUUGUAGACCUAAUGGCUGAUCCCGGAACACUUAUACCAUCAGAUGCAGCUGGAUCGCAUAUAGAAUACGAAGAAUCCAUCCUCGAUUCAUCGGCUGCAGCUUCCUCUACUUCAUUUGAAGAACAUUCGGAUAAAAGAUCAUCCGAUUUCACGAAUUCAACAGUGGCAGGAAAUGAAUCGGACAUUCAAAGUGAUAAAAGACGCAAUAUUCACCCAUUCGAUAUUAAAAAAGACUUCACCCGAGGAACACACAUGCAUGCUCGGUCUCCUUCAUGGACAGAAGGUGUCAGCUCGCCUGCAGUUCGAAGGAUGAAGUUUAAGGAUGUUUCUCAGUACAUGAUCGAUGCAGCUAAGGAGAAUCCUCAACUGGCUCAAAAACUUCACGAUGUUUUACUCGAGAGUGGAGUCGUUGCUCCUCCAAAUUUGUUUACUGAAAUGUAUUCCGAAGAAAUAGGUUUAUCGGUUGCUGAAUCGAAGUCACCGCCGGAAAUCCAAAAACCUAGAUUCUUGCCUCCGUUACCUCCUCCUGGGAGGCAUUCGUUGGAAGUAACUCCAGCGAGAUUGGAAAAUAACGUUCCGAUUGCUGCUGCGGCGGCUGCCGCCGCGGCAGCGGUUGUGGCGUCCUCGAUGGUGGUUGUUACAGCGAAAACGGGUGGCCCUGAUUUGAGCGUAGAGCUUCCGAUGGCAGCAGCUGCUACAGCGACAGCUGCUGCGGCUGCUGUCGUAACUGCAGCUAUGGAGAGCCGUCCGAUCGAGUUUUCGAGAUCGGACGAUAAUGAGAGGACAUCGGAUCGUUCGGCGGGUAAUGACAGUGCAAAAUCGGAUGUUACGCUUGAUGAUGUGGCGGAUUGCGAGAUUCCUUGGGAGGAUAUUUCCUUGGGCGAGCGGAUCGGGCUCGGUUCGUAUGGGGAAGUCUAUCGCGGCGAAUUGCAUGGAACUGAAGUUGCUGUGAAGAAGUUCCUUGACCAAGAUAUAUCUGGUGAAUCGCUCGAAGAAUUCAGAAGUGAGGUCUAUAUCAUGAAACGACUCAGGCAUCCGAAUGUCGUUCUUUUUAUGGGAGCGGUUACUCGUGCUCCUAAUCUUUCCAUCAUUACCGAGUUUCUUCCUAGGGGAAGUUUGUAUAGGUUGAUCCAUCGGCCCAACAACCAAUUAGAUGAAAGAAGGCGUUUGAGGAUGGCUCUUGACGCCGCUCGCGGGAUGAAUUAUUUGCACACCAGUACCCCGGUUAUAGUUCACCGUGAUUUAAAGUCCCCAAACCUCCUCGUUGAUAAGAACUGGGUGCUAAAGGUUUGCGAUUUUGGCUUGUCAAAAAUGAAGCACAGUACAUUUCUGUCUUCAAGAUCUACUGCAGGAACAGCUGAGUGGAUGGCACCCGAAGUGCUCAGAAAUGAACCAUCCAAUGAAAAGUGCGAUGUCUUCAGCUUUGGUGUAAUAUUAUGGGAGCUUUGUACAAUGCGACAACCGUGGGGAGGAAUGAACCCGAUGCAAGUUGUGGGCGCUGUUGGAUUUCAACAUAGGCGUCUCGACAUUCCAGAUGAUACAGAUCCUGCAAUUGCUGACAUUAUUAGGAAAUGCUGGCAGACAGACCCGAAACUACGACCUUCAUUUUCGGAGAUAAUGGCUGCCCUAAAGCCGUUGCAAAAGCCAUUGACUGCUCAAGGGUCUAGGCCAAAUAUGAAGACAAACAAUGGUUAAUGGUUAGGAUAAGAAGCAAAAGACAAGACAGAAUACCAUGAAGAGAUCAAUUUGGACAUAAAAUGGUUUUUUACAGUUCUUAGAGAAUGAAAUGCCACAAAAAUAGAGAGGCAAAGGUUGCUUGGCAAAAACCACCCAUUGAAGAGAUCAUCCACAAAUUAUACCCGAAAAAAGGAAAAAAAAAAAAACUUCGUCGUGUCGGGCUGUUGUAAAUUGUAAUUUAUUUUCUCAAUAUUUGUGAUGGAGAAAGCCACCCACUGCAAUAAUGUGUAUUUUUCAGCUGAAUUUGUUUCAAGAUUUAGUUUUUUAAGUUCAGUAACAACAUAAAAACAUUGAACAGAUGAAUGAAGACAUCUCUUUGUAAAUUGUCA
Impatiens glandulifera is the source of this 3570-nucleotide messenger RNA. Its product is annotated as probable serine/threonine-protein kinase SIS8. Lineage: Eukaryota; Viridiplantae; Streptophyta; Magnoliopsida; Ericales; Balsaminaceae. Gene Ontology annotation, molecular function: ATP binding; protein kinase activity. The record is from RefSeq and is a predicted model, not a curated record. The transcript is spliced from 13 exons. Bases 494 to 3199 code for a protein of 901 amino acids. Gene Ontology annotation, biological process: protein phosphorylation.